Molecule: messenger RNA, 9583 nt
Organism: Xenopus laevis (African clawed frog)
Lineage: Eukaryota; Metazoa; Chordata; Amphibia; Anura; Pipidae
Gene: piezo1.L
Product: piezo-type mechanosensitive ion channel component 1 L homeolog
Exons: 51
Coding region: 791-8218 (2475 amino acids)
Biological process (GO): monoatomic ion transmembrane transport
Cellular component (GO): membrane; plasma membrane
Molecular function (GO): mechanosensitive monoatomic ion channel activity
Source: RefSeq, a predicted model, not a curated record
AUUUUUCCUUUACAAAGUGAGAGAAAAGUAAACAGCACAUGGGGCAAGGGACAGAUGAACGUGUUUGACUGAGCAGCCCCGUGGGUCUGACAUUGGUAUAUCUGUGGAUAGAGAGCUCUAUCACUGAGGGCCACCGCUCUGACAUGGGACAUUGGAACUGUUCGGCAGGGUAGGGGGGUCUCGGGUCUGGCAUGUGUUAGACUGGCAGUGAGCUCCAGACUAAAUGCACAAUGUUUGGCGUUCAGUUGGGUUAUGAGAACGAUGCGGGAUGUUACAGGUGCCCCAUAACCCCGUGCCCAUAAGGCAAGUGCAUUUUGGCAGCAAGGGGAGCUAAUGGCAAGUGGCGAGUCCGAUAGCGCAGGAGCAGCCCAUUGCCCAGCCGUGCCCCUCUCCUCGCUGAGCUGUGGGUGUGUUUGGGAGGAAGCAGGGAACUGGCGUGGGUAAAGCAUACAGUAAGGGAGGGGGCAGGACACAGAGAAGUCAGAGCAGCCUGGGGGAGCAGGAACAGUGUAUUGGGGAGCAGCUAACGGGGGAGUGUUUGUGGAGCAAAGUGAAAGCUCCGUCAUCCUGUGCGCGCCGCCCCACUUGACGAAGUUUGUCCCAGCAGUGUCGGACAGGAGGGAGGUGCGGGGCUGAGCUGGAUGUGCCCUCCUCAACUGAGUCCGACUCACUCACUACUCAUCAAUGAGAGCCGCGCUCCUCCGGCCCUAAGGGUUAUGCCUGCUGCAACACGUGACUGGAUAGUAGCGCUCCUCCAUGCCCUGACUCUGCACUGAAGAGCUAAAGCGGGAUGGAACUGCAAGUCCUGUGCGGAGUCCUCUUUUGGCUCCUUCUGCCCGGCUCCCUCUUGGCAGCCUGUCUAUUCCGCUACAACUUGCUGUCACUGGUGUACCUGUUUUUUCUGCUGCUUCUGCCAUGGUUUGCUGGACCAAGUGCCUGCAGCAUGAGAGAUCACACAGGACGUCUCAUGAAGGCUUUACUUGCUACCAGCAUCCUCUUCCUCUGUGCUCAUCUCAGCUUCCAGGUUUGCCUGUACACGAUACCUGAAAUGGAUGACCUGCUAGGGUACAACUGCAGCAGCUGGAAUUUGUUGGCUCGUCAUGUAGGCAUAACCAGGUUGGACCUUUCUGAUAUCCCCAACACAGUGAGACUGGUGUCCCCAGAUUUUGGCAUCUUUGUUGUGUCAGCGGUGUGCCUGGGCUUGUGUAAUCGCCUGGUGUCCAAGAAGAAUAGACAGAGGUCUGCAGGACAUUUUGAGCAGGAAGAAGAAAGGACUGACCUUAACCUGAUAGAUGGAAGUGGAGAGUGUGAUGCAGAGUAUGAGGUGGGGUGCAACAUACAGUCACGAGUUAACCCUGUUGGGUCCUGGUUUAGGAAGGCAGCACACAGGCUUCUGGAAACAGCGGGGAAAUUACUUGCCGUCUUGCUCUUGGCUCUUGCAGGUAUCACGUUGCCCUCUGCUUUCUCAGCCCCAUAUUAUGUGGUUUUCAUUGGUCUCUGCACAUGGUGGGCCUGCCAUUUUCCUAUAAGCCAGCUAGGCUUUAAUACUGUCUGUGUCAUUGUUGGGUUCUUCACUGGAGGUCAUAUGAUCUGCCUUUAUAUUUAUCAGACACCUUUCAUCCAACAAAUGUUUCAUCCUGACCAGUUAUGGGCAAGGUUAUUUGGGCUGCAUGACAUCAUCAGUCACUCCAAUGUUACAGACUGUACCAAUGACCCUCUGAAUCAAAACCUUGAUUGGCCAGUGUACGUCCAUCCUGGAAUUUUAUUAUUACUUUACUACUCCGUAAUAUCUAUGCUGAAACUGAAGCGUUCUAACAAAAAGAAGAUUUCAGGGUGUGACCUUCAUAAAUCUCAGCAGGAUGAUUUGGAGUUGACUGAUAUUGAUCCAAAGGAGCCCUAUAAUGUAGGAGAAGAAACAAGACCAAUGCUUGAGAGGAUGAACACUGAAGAAGAGGCUAAUCCCCAAGACUGCACUGUUCACGUGAUCCAAAGUAAUUCUGAUCAACUACCUGACGAGCUUGCAACCAAGGAACAGUCAUCAUUUCACCUGAUGAUUCAUGUAAUAAUGAGCCAAAUCUAUGUCUGUGCACUUAUUGCUAUGAUGGUGUGGAGCAUAACGUAUCACAGCUGGCUGACCUUUGUUCUUCUGCUGUGGGCAUGUAUAAUCUGGAUGGUGAGGAACAGGAGUCAGUUUGCAAUGCUGUGCUCUCCCUUUAUUCUGCUGUAUGGAGUGACCCUCUGCAGCCUACAGUAUGUCUGGAGUAUGGAUUUGAAGGAAGAGCUUCCCACGCAACUUGGCUUUAUGAAGCUGUCACAGCUGGGAUUGGUUCGCGCACCUUACCCCUGCCUGAACAUGGGAGCACUGCUUCUCUACACGCUGACAUUUUGGCUGCUUCUGCACCAGUUUGUAACAGAAAAGAUUGUAAAACGUAAGAAGGUUAUGUCCCCGCUCCUGGAGGUGACUGUGCCAGCGACAGAUGCUGCCAAAGAAAAUAACUUGCUAAAACGUUUUGGGGAGCAAGUGAAGAGCUUGUAUGCCAAAUACUGGAUCUAUGUGUGUGGAGGCAUGUUUAUUGUGGUCAGCUUUGCUGGCAGACUGGUAGUAUAUAAGAUAGUCUACAUGCUUCUAUUCCUACUCUGCUUGGUGUCUUUUCAGGUGUAUUACUCUUUGUGGAGGAAGCUGCUGACUUUUUUCUGGUGGUUAGUUGUAGCUUACACAAUGUUGGUUCUUAUCGCCAUCUACACCUUUCAAUUUGAAGAGUUCCCUGUUUACUGGAAAAACUUGACCAACCUUACAGAUGAGCAGUUGGGUGAUAUUGGGCUGGAGAUGUUUAGCGUGUCGGAACUUUUUACCAGCAUCCUUAUACCAGGCUUCUUCCUCCUUGCCUGCAUUCUCCAGCUGCACUACUUUCAUCAGCCAUUUAUGCACAUGACAGACUUGGCACAUGCCUCAUCUCAAGGAAGUUUCCAAAGCCAGGAGAGUAGUGGACAGCCAAAGGAGGAAGAAGAGAGAGAAGAGAAAGCUGGUGCUUGCAGUGUUGCAGAUGAUGAGGAGGAGGAGGGGGAGGAAGAAUCUGCACAUGAAGCUGAUCUAAGUAAAUGGGACCUCGUGACUCAGCGCCUCUCUGUCCUGUUCUUUAAGUUCUCUGAACUGCUACACCGACUACAGGUUUUCCUUUGGAGGCUUUUGGAACUCCAUGUGUUGAAACUGGUUGCUUUGUAUAGCGUGUGGGUUGCAGUGCAAGAGGUAUCUGUGAUGAAUUUCCUGUUUGUGGUCCUGUGGGCUUUUGCUAUGCCUUUCUCCCGAUUCCAACACAUGGCUUCCUGUCUUUGUACCGUCUGGACUUCUAUCAUCAUUGUUUGCAAAAUGCUUUACCAGCUUACUGUUGUCAACCCCCUGGAGUACUCUAGCAACUGCACUCAGCCUCUUCUUAAUAGCACCAGUCUCCUACAGCAGGAGAUUCUGGACUCCACCCUGUACAGAGCACCUAUAGAUCCAGCAAACUGGUUUGGAGUCCGAAAAGGUUAUUCAAACCUAGGUUACAUUCAGAAUCAUCUGCAGAUCCUCCUACUUUUGGUAUUUGAAGCAAUUGUUUAUCGGCAUCAGGAGUUUUACCGUAAACGAUACCAGCUUGAGAAGCCACACAUUCAAGCUGUAUUCCCAGAUGUGUACAGACAGCACUUGGACCAAGGCUUGUUCAGCUGUAUCAAAUAUUUUAUCAACUAUUCCUUUUAUAAGUUUGGUCUUGAGAUCUGCUUCCUUCUGACUGUGAAUGUGAUUGGUCAGAGGAUGAACUUUAUGGUAAUCUUUCAUGGUUGCUGGCUGAUUGUGAUUCUUACUCGACGGCAGAGAGUCAACAUUGCAAAAUUAUGGCCUAAAUACUGUGUGUUCCUGAUCUUUUUCCUGCUGUGGCAGUACAUGAUCUGCCUGGGCAUUCCUCCAGUACUCUGUAUAGAUUAUCCCUGGAGGUGGGGCACAUUUGUUCCUGUCAACUCUGCGCUGAUAAAGUGGUUAUACCUUCCAGACUUCUAUACUACACCCAAAUCUGUCAACCUUAUCAAUGAUUUUGUUCUGUUAAUUGGGGUGGCCCAGCAGUGGAAGGUGUUUAUUAAUGAGAAGAAGGAAGAAUGGUACACUAUGGCAGGGGAGAAUGUGGAAGAGUUUGAAGCUCCAAAAGAUAGGCCCAACCCAGUACCAAACUUCAUCAAUUGCAAGUCUUAUCUGGAUAUGGUAAAAGUAGCAGUUUUUCGGUAUCUCUUCUGGUUUGUCUUGGCUGUGGUCUUUAUAACAGGGGCCACUCGCAUCAGUGUUUUUGGCCUUGGAUAUUUGUUGUCCUGUUUCUACCUUCUCCUGUCUGGUACAACCCUUCUGCAAAAGCCAGUGAAAGCAAAGCUGGUUCUUUGGGACUGCCUGAUUCUCUACAACAUUACUGUUGUACUGUCCAAGAACAUGCUGGCGCUCUUGUCUUGUGUAUUUGUCCAACAAAUGCAAACCAACUUCUGCUGGGUGAUCCAACUCUUCAGUCUCGUUUGCACAGUUAAGGGUUAUUACAACCCCCGAGAAAUGGAUAAAGACCGGGAUUGCUCUUUGCCAGUGGAAGAGGCUGGAAUCAUUUGGGAUAGCAUCUGCUUCUUAUUUCUCCUCCUACAGCGAAGAGUUUUUCUGAGUUGCUACUUUCGUCAUGUUGUUCUUGACCUUUGUGCAUCUUCCCUUCAAACUUCAAGAGGUUUUGAGCUCUUCAUGGCCAGCAUCAGGAAGAAUAUGUGUUUCCACCAGGAAUCCGAGAAACGAUCUCUCAAGCAGCUUAAGAAGCAAAUGGAGAGGAUUCGAGCAAAGCAAGAACGGUAUCAUGAAGGCAGGAGACAAAAUGAAAACAAUCAAGAAAAGGAAGAUGAGCCUGGCAGCAAGAAAGGGUCCCCUAAGCAAAAGAUCCAUUGGAGCCGUCAAUGGUUAGACCACGCCUCAGUGCUGCAUUCAGGAGAUUAUUUUCUGUUCGAAUCGGACAGUGAAGAGGAUGAAGAUUCUUUACUGGAGCAGGAUCAGAGGCCACCCAAGCAGAGUGGUUUUCAGCUUGCAUACCAGGCAUGGGUUACAAGUGCUAAGUCUGCGCUGAAGGAAAGAAAGAGUCAUCAGAAACAGAGAUCUGGAAUGGUGGAAAUGGUCGUGGUAGAUAAUAGUGAAACAGGAGGGGAGGCAGAGUCUCAUACACAGGAACCAAGAGAGAAGGGAGAGGAUGAAGAUCUGAAUGAGGAGAGAGGAGGAAGUAAUGUGGUACAGCGUAUCCUUGAUGUGUUGAAGUUUCUCUGGGUUCUUCUGCUUGCCAUGGUGGAUGGGCUGACCGAUUGGCUAGGAACCCUUACAAAGCAGCAUGUCGAUAUGUCCACAGUACUGUGGGUGGAGAGGUACCUCAUAACUCAAAAACUGUCUAAGGGGGAAGACAUCAAGCGCAGGGAUUUGGAAAAUGUAUAUGACACAGGGCAGGAUCUUAGGGCACCCAAGUUAUCAUCUCCCACAACUGAUUCUCCAACAAGCAUCACUUCAAGUUGCUGUGAGGAAGAGGAGAUUACCUGCAGCACAGCUGACUGUACAGAAAAUAUUAUGCAACUCAGCACCGGGUACAACACACGAAGCAACAGCUUGGACUCUAUUAGGGGGUCUGAGGAAAUCAAGCCAACUCAUCGUUCUCGUACUGCUAGUGAAUUGCUGCUUUCCAGGCCACUCUGUUUCCCAGAGCUGUCAGAGUCUCAGCACUUCUUUCAGUCUCAGAGUCGUAUUCUGAGGCUUCUAUUGACCCUCUAUAACUUUGUGGCUGGUCACUCUGAGCUGCUUUGCUACUUCAUUAUCAUUCUCAACAACAUGGUGAGCGCCUCCCUGAUAUCACUCUUCCUCCCAAUUCUCAUCUUCCUGUGGGCUAUGCUUUCCAUACACAAACCCAGCAAGAGCUUCUGGAUGACUGCCAUCAUUUUUACUGAGGUUAUGGUGGUAAUAAAAUACCUCUUCCAGUUCGGUUUCUUCCCAUGGAAUAAUUAUACCAUUCUGGUACGCAAUGAAGGAAAACCAUUUUUUCCUCCGCGUGUCCUUGGACUUGAGAAGAGUGACUCGUACAUCAAAUAUGAUCUGAUCCAGCUCUUAAUGCUCUUUUUUCAUCGCUCUCUGCUUAUGAGUUAUGGUCUAUGGGAUCGUAAAGCCUUUGACCUUGAAGAGAGAACACCAGGGAAGGAUAAAGAGAGCAAAACGGAGAUUCUCACAUCCCAGGAUCUAGAGCCAGCGGGAAGCAGCAGCUCCUCCCUGCGUCAGCGCAAAAGAAAAGAGUCCCAGGGUAGUGUACAAGAAAGAGUCUCUUUAAAAGAGAGAUCAACAGAUCUGCAGAAGAAGAGAAAAGGAAGAUCUGCUCACAGAAUCAAAGUGAUGGGAAUGAAGAUACAGCAGUUUUUUAACUGCAUUGUCCGGAAUGUAUAUCAGCCAGUGAAAGGUUUCUUCCAUGAUAUUCUACAUACUAAGGACCGUGCUGCAACAGAUGUUUAUGCGUUCAUGUUCCUCGCAGAUGUGGUUGACUUUGUGAUCAUCGUAUUUGGUUUUUGGGCUUUUGGAAAACACUCUGCUGCUGCUGACAUUGCAUCAUCUCUCUCUGAUGACCAAGUACCAGAAGCUUUCCUAGUUAUGGUCCUCAUCCAGUUUUCCACCAUGGUGAUAGAUCGUGCUCUGUACCUGCGGAAGACUGUGCUUGGAAAGCUCAUCUUUCAAGUUAUUCUAGUGAUUGGGAUACAUGUCUGGAUGUUCUUUAUUUUGCCUGCAGUCACAGAACGGAUGUUCAAUCAGAACACAGUGGCUCAGCUCUGGUAUUUCGUUAAGUGCAUUUACUUUGCCCUGUCUGCCUAUCAGAUCCGCUGUGGGUAUCCUACCCGCAUCCUGGGCAACUUCCUUACCAAGAAGUACAACCAUCUCAACCUAUUCCUAUUUCAAGGGUUUCGCAUGGUUCCCUUUCUAGUAGAGCUCAGGGCUGUUAUGGACUGGGUUUGGACUGAUACCACCUUGUCCUUGUCCAACUGGAUGUGCGUGGAAGACAUCUAUGCUAAUAUCUUCAUUAUCAAAUGCAGCCGUGAGACUGAGAAGAAAUACCCCCAGCCUAUAGGGCAGAAGAAAAAGAAGAUAGUGAAAUAUGGAAUGGGCGGUUUGAUCAUUGUCUUUCUUAUCUGCAUAAUCUGGUUUCCCCUGCUCUUCAUGUCGUUGGUGCGCUCGGUGGUGGGAGUUGUCAACCACCCUAUAGACGUCACGGUUACUUUUAAACUCGGGGGUUAUGAGCCCCUAUUCACAAUGAGCGCUCAACAACAGUCCAUCCAGCCAUUUACCUCAUGGCAAUAUGAAAAUCUCACCUGUAGGUUUGAGAGACAGCCGACUGCCAUGCAGUUCAUUACAUUGUAUAGCUACGAGGACAUAGUGACUGCGAGAAUUGAGGGAAGUUCAGGAUCUGUGUGGGGAAUCAGUCCUCCAAGCCGUGAGCAGAUGAGAAAGGAGCUACAAAAUGGAUCCUCAGACAUCACACUGCGCUUUACCUGGGAUUUUCAGAGGGACUUGGCAAAAGGUGGUACUGUUGAGCACACAUCUGAGAAGCACACUAAAGACUUGAAGUCUGGGAGCCAGGAGAGGAUGGAGCUGGCAGAUCUUCUUCUAGGAGUACGAGAUACCCCUGUCGUUAUUCAGCACUUGUUUCCAAAGUACAUCCGCGCUCCUAAUGGCCCAGAAGCAAAUCCAGUGAAACAGCUCCAGCCUGAUGAGGAAGAAAGUUACCUGGAUGUGGAGGUGCAGCUGAAUCGGAUGCGCGUUGCAGAGGGAAAUGGCACCAGCAGUUUUGUGGAGUGGUGGGUAAUUACAUUGAAAGACUGCAAAGACGACUGCAACAUACUACCGAUGGUGAUUUUUAAUGAUAAGGUCAGCCCUCCUAGCUUAGGAUUCCUGGCUGGAUAUGGGAUCAUGGGUUUGUAUGUGUCUAUUGUGCUGGUCGUUGGGAAGUUUGUGCGUGGGUUCUUUAGUGAAGUCUCUCACUCCAUCAUGUUUGAGGAGCUGCCGUGUGUGGAUCGGAUUCUCAAGCUGUGUCAGGAUAUCUAUGUGGUGCGCGAGCGCGGGGAAUUAGGACUGGAAGAGGAACUGUACGCAAAACUCAUCUUCCUGUAUCGCUCACCAGAAACCAUGAUCAAGUGGACUACAGAGAAGGAUUAGGCUUUCUAUACCGGUGCAGGGGAAGCAUUUACCUAAUACAGAUAAAAACACUGAGCUGUAUGAAUCUUACAGGAAAGGAGAGAAAGUGGGGUCAAGCACUAAAGCUGAUAUGCCAAGAAAGACACUACAAGUUGGAUCUAAUGGAAGAUAUGGGUUCUAAACCUCUACUCAACACUUAAGUCCAAGUGUAACUGCUCAUGUGAACACUUUGUAUUUUCAGUUUACAAUAACUGCACAUUUUGCAGUGCUGUCUUUGGGACGAUAUUAUUAACUUAUGUAAAGGGAGAGCAGUUGCUGGUGUCUCAAGGUGGGCUGUGUUUCUCAGCAAGGCUGGAAGAUUCUCACUUAAUAUAUAUAUAUAUAUAUAUAAAUGCUGCCUGAUUUUAGAGGACUUCACUCAAGCAAAAAUGUCUUUAAAAAGUAAAAAAAAACUGACCUGGACGGUUCUCUUGGAAAUGAACUGAGCCAUUUUACAUGUGACUGUUCCAAGCACCUUGUAGAGAAGAGUCCUUACUUAGCGACUGUUACAGCAGAAACUGUAUGCACUGUUCCAAAUCCAUCCUUGCCCUUAUUACCUGGAGAUGGAUGGGGCCGAUGGUGAUCAAUAAAAUGGCUGGUAUCUAUGCCUCCUCCCACUGUUACUGUGCCAAUGACUAUACUAUAUGUGCAAUAAUACUGCAGGAUAGGAAACCCAAAUCACUGGGCAGCACCACCAUGUGACUAAAAUAAGAUACUUUCUACUCUGCUCCUGUGGCCCUCUUGAAUACACCAGCCUGGAGUCAAUUCCAGAUGCUCAUGGUGCCACCAUCUUCAUCCCUUGAUGGGCACAUUUAGGGGCAGAGUUAUUAUCCAGCGUAAAAAACAGCAACAAAAUUUGCGACACAUUGCCAGGCUUUGUCGUGUUCCUGCACAUUUUAUCUUAGAGCAACUUCCGCCAGGAUGUACUUACAAAAGUCUGAAUUGGCGUAAAAUAACGGCGGCAAAUCUGGCGUUUGCACAGUGUAGAAUGAAACACACCUUGAUAAAUUUGCCAUUUAUAUUACAGAAACUUUUUUUUCUGUGAAUUCUAUUUUACACAGAAUAAUAAAUAGGCCCCUUGAUAAAGUCUGAAAAAACGAUUCUAUUGCACAUGCCUCCAGCCAGGAGAAGGAAUGAUGGUGGGUACCAGCCUAAGGUAGAUGGUAAUCACUGGGGGAUGCCUAACACACUGGGUUUCCUUCUCCUGUAAUCUCCUGCUUUUUUUAAACAAAUCCAAAAUCAGUGAGAUUUUUAAGCAAAAAAAUGUUUAUUAUUAAAAAAUAAAAAGCUUAUUUGAAGUAAAAACAAGUGUUGUUUAAUGAGUAGCAAAAAGCUUUCAAUGGAGAG